GAGAACAAGUAUAUGCUAACUCUCUUCAUCCAGAUAUUAACAUGUCAAGAAGAAACGAUUGUUCUGUCCCAGAAACUUUUAUGUCUUCAUUAAUUUCACCUGAAGAUGGAGCUAUUACUACCUUAUAUUGUGCUACCAGUCCAGAAAUCGAAGAGAAAAAUUAUCACGGAAAGUAUUUUGAUCCAUAUGGUAUAGAAGGUGAAAAAUCUUCAUACACUGAAAAUGAAGAUUUGGCCAAGAGACUUUGGGAAUUUACGGAGAAUUUGAUAAACGAGAAAUUAUCGCAAAAUUAA
Messenger RNA from Dentiscutata erythropus, 293 nucleotides. NCBI's taxonomy places the organism in Eukaryota, Fungi, Glomeromycota, Glomeromycetes, Diversisporales, Gigasporaceae. The record is from the annotation of a GenBank genome assembly.